AUGUUGAAGCUUUUCUGUGUUGUGCAGACCCAAGACACCAGGACAGAGGAGGGUCACAUCCGCCAGAUCCUCAGAGGGAGCGCCUGUGCCGGACAGAUCCGCCAGAUCCUCAGAGGGAGCGCCCGUGCCGGACAGAUCCGCCAGAUCCUCAGAGGGAGCGCCCGUGCGGGACUGAUCCGCCAGAUCCUCAGAGGGAGCGCCUGUGCCGGACAGAUCCGCCAGAUCCUCAGAGGGAGCGCCCGUGCCGGACAGAUCCGCCAGAUCCUCAGAGGGAGCGCCCAGGGAGCGCCCGUGCCCGACAGAUCCGCCAGAUCCUCAGAGGGAGCGCCUGUGCCGGAAAGAUCCGCCAGAUCCUCAGAGGGAGCGCCUGUGCCGGACACAUCCGCCAGAUCCUCAGAGGGAGCGCCUGUGCCGGACAGAUCCGCCAGAUCCUCAGAGGGAGCGCCUGUGCCGGACAGAUCCGCCAGAUCCUCAGAGGGAGCGCCUGUGCCGGACAGAUCCGCCAGAUCCUCAGAGGGAGCGCCUGUGCCGGACACAUCCGCCAGAUCCUCAGAGGGAGCGCCUGUGCCGGACAGAUCCGCCAGAUCCUCAGAGGGAGCGCCUGUGCCGGACAGAUCCGCCAGAUCCUCAGAGGGAGCGCCUGUGCCGGACAGAUCCGCCAGAUCCUCAGAGGGAGCGCCUGUGCCUGCUUGGUUCCCAAAGGAAGCUCCUGUCCCCAGAGGGUCCCAACAAAGAGGAAAACUCAGGAUCCCUCUGCAUUUGACGAAACAUCUUAUACAGGCCUCUUUAGAAACACCCAUGCCCAUCCAGUCUCCACAGAGGGAACCAGUGUCUGCCUCAAAGGUGUUCACACACUCCUCACAUGGAGCAUCCAUGCAGGACAAGAUAGGAGCUCGUCCCAAAGUAAAGAUCCCUGAGCCUGAGAUAGCGCCUCUGUCUUGUUCUCAGGCAGAUCUUGUUGUUAAAAAGAUCUCCGAGAGGAGAGAUGCUGAAAUCCCUGAGCUGCGGAGGCAAAAUACCCAUAACGCACCAGAGCCCGAUUCUUCUGCAAAACUGAGGAUCCCGAAGCAGAGGGAGAAGUUGAGGGAUUGGUGGGAGCAUCAGCAGAGGCAGAAGAACAUCCAAAAGGGAGUGUCUGACAGUGCCGGAGUGGACAGGUCAGCCUCACAAAACAAGCAGCGGAUGGCGAUCCAAGUCAACGACCGACAGUCGGAUCCAGGCGGCGCAGACCAAAUGGAUUAUUUAUGUUGCUUAUUUGCAAAAUGUUUUGUCAUUUAAAAUAUUUAAUUUUUAUUUUGUUAAACGUGUGAG
Molecule: messenger RNA, 1311 nt
Organism: Pimephales promelas (fathead minnow)
Lineage: Eukaryota; Metazoa; Chordata; Actinopteri; Cypriniformes; Leuciscidae
Source: RefSeq, a predicted model, not a curated record